Molecule: messenger RNA, 1635 nt
Organism: Caenorhabditis remanei
Lineage: Eukaryota; Metazoa; Nematoda; Chromadorea; Rhabditida; Rhabditidae
Exons: 7
Coding region: 1-1635 (544 amino acids)
Biological process (GO): protein neddylation
Cellular component (GO): cytoplasm
Molecular function (GO): NEDD8 activating enzyme activity
Source: RefSeq, a predicted model, not a curated record
AUGCCUCCAUCAGCAUCGUUUGAUCCAUCUUAUCGGUAUGAUCGUCAAGUUCGUUUGUGGGGAGAAGAAGGACAAGCAUCAAUUGGAACAACAAGUGCUUGUGUUCUUGGAAGUGAUUCAUUAGCAACUGAAACUUUGAAAUCAUUGGUUCUCGCUGGUGUUCAUUCAUUCUUCAUCGUCGACGAUGCUCGAGUAGAACAUGCGGAUCUUGGUCAAAACUUCUUCCUCCAAAGCGAUGAUAUUGGACGUUCUCGAGCUGAAGCAACUCUAGAAAAACUGACUGAACUGAAUCCUUCUGUUUCGGGACGGGCUAGUUGUCAGUCGCCUACAGCUUUGGCACAGAAAGAUGUAGAAAAGUUGGCAACUUUUUCUGUUGUCGUUUCUGCGAAUCAGAGCGAAAGCAUUGAUACCAAAUUCGCAGAAGUAUUGUAUAAUAUUCGUGUUCCUUUUGUAUGCAUCAAAUCCUACGGGCUUAUUGGAACUAUCAGAAUCUGCAUAAAAGAACAUACAAUCGCCAACUCGCACGAAGAAAAUCCGAGACCCGAUUUACGGUUGGACGCUCCAUUCAAGACGCUUUCCGAAAUUAUCAAUGAAACUGACCUGAAUGAGAUGACAGUCGAACAACUACGUCAUACCCCAUAUAUACUCCUUCAUUUCAAAGCUUUGGACGUCUUCCGCAAACAUCGCAAUAAUGAAAAUGCGUUCCCGGAAACAACCAAUGAUCGUAAAGAAAUUCAACAAAUUCUGCAAAGUUUCCGACGAUCUACCGAACACUCAGGAACCAAAGAUUCAGAAAACUUUGAUGAAGCAAAGGCUGCAGUCAUGAGAGCAUUUCAGAAAACAACGAUUGGUGCUUCGGUCCAAUCAAUUCUGUCUGCAGCAGAAAGCUCUGAUUCUACUCAACCGUUCUGGCUUAUCUGUGAAGCCCUUCGCCGAUUUGUUAAAUUCAAUAAUGGUCUUCUUCCACUUCGUGGAACUCUUCCGGAUAUGACAUCUGAUUCAAAUCGAUAUACUCGUCUUGCUUCUGUCUUUCAUGAAAAAGCUUUACUGGACGCACAAGAAGUUCUACGUUUGACGCGGGAAGUUGAGAAAGAACGCGGAGUCGGAGAUGUCAUAUCUGAUGACGUGUGCUACCGUUUCUGCAAAAAUGCUGAUAGAAUUAGAGUGCAACAUGGUGCUUUGUUAGAUUAUACUCAUGAAACCAAAGAAUGUGUCCGAAAAGUUAAAGAAAUGAGUAUUGAAGAACAAUCAAGAGAAGAGAAGGUCGAUAGCGCCACGUGGUUGCUUCUGAUGCGAGCAGUCGGUCGGUUCAGAAAGGAAAAAGGGAGAUUUCCUGGAACGAAUGGAGUUCCAGUAUCAAUUGACGCCCAAGACCUGAAGAAGAGAGUGGAGGUUCUGAUUCGAGAAUCUGUGCAGGAAGAAGAAGAAAUCAAGGCAAUUUUGCACAAUGUGACCGAUUCUGCCAUCGCAGAAAUGUGUCGCUUCGGAGCCGCAGAGCUGCAUGUUAUUUCUUCGUAUGUCGGGGGAAUCGCAUCUCAGGAAAUCAUAAAAUUGGCAACCAAUCAAUACGUCCCAAUUGAUAAUACUUUUGUUUUCGAUGGACACUCUCAAGAAUCAUCUACUUUCAAACUAUAA